GCCAGUAGUUGCCAACGGUCGGGGUAGAAUAAUAAGUGGCUUAUCGAUAACGAGCGAUAAAUGAGAUAUGCUUAUCUCCACGUGAUAUGAAAGGUCCGUCUCAGCGAGAAAGAGGCAGGAAGGGAAAAGGAAAGGCAGGAAUUCGAGGCCACGUUCAGGGACAUUCGACCGAUUCGACCUUUCUUCUUCUCAUGGCCACCGCCGCGGAUAUGGGAAAAAAUCGGAAGCGGAAGCGUGAGGAGGGCGACGACUCCGGCGAUGAACCCCCUGUUCGAGCUAUGUCUCCGGGAAAGAAUGGAUUUGGGAUAGCCCAGACAUUGUCUCUGUUGCAGGCUGCGAGUACCUCUGCUGCGACCCCGAACGGGGUGGCCAACGGAAGCGAGCAACCGCAGCAGCCGCCAACCGGCGCCGUGAACAAAUCGAAGAAAAAGAAACGAGCCGAUGGAGAGAAGACCAAAUACCCAGUGUUGACGUAUGUGGAGGGUCGGCUGCAGUCGUCCAUCCGGAUUGCGGAUCUGCAGGGUCUCUUGCUAUAUUGCUUUGCAGAUGGGAUUGCUCCGCAAUGGAUAUCUGUCAAACACUCCGGCCACGUCCGCAAAGUCGUUGUCUUGAUGGUUCCAGGGCUCGAGAUCGGCAUGUUUGAUGGCACCAUUCCGUUGGGACCGCAACCGAGUCACAUGGAGCUAGAUGAUGGUCCUGAGGAGGCAAAGCCGGAGAAAACCAGUGGUGACGCGGUCGAGUCUGAGCAGAAAGAAGAGGAUGAUGACCGAAAAGCGGACUUCCUGCGCUGGAAACAGGGUCUUCCCCCGGAGGAUAAAUCCCAUCGCUUCAAUCCGAGAGCCUUGUCGCGCGAGAGCCUUCCUGAGCCGCUACAGCCUCUGGCAGAUGUGUUCCCCCAUAUCUGGCCGGUCAAGGCACCCGGUGAUACGAAAUACAACAAAGUUCAUUCUCCGCUUCAGGCGAUUCUACUGUCUUCGCUACCGAAAUCUAAGGAUACUGAUGCCCAUGGGAAAGGACCUCGACCGCCGAGAGUCGACAAGUCUCACACACCGAAGCGAACUCCCAUCACAGCUUUCAUUAGCUCCCAAGACGAUCUUCAGGACAACGACUACGUUCUGCACCCGGCAUUCUUUGCAACAGAACAGGAGAAGGAAAUGGCAAGAGAAGGCCGUAAACGUGCGGGCCAAUCUCUGGAGGAUGGCUGGCUGGAUACCAAUGUCCCCAGCCUAGAAUCCGGAACUGUUCCUGAAGAAGAGAUCCAACAAGGCAGCAUGACAGCGGGUCGUGACGUCUUAUCCUUGGAUUGCGAGAUGUGUAUCACGGAGGGUGGAAAAUCCGAGCUCACGCGUAUUAGCUUGGUCAGUUGGGACGGGGAGGUCGUUCUGGACGAACUCGUCAAGCCGCAUCUGCCAGUCAUCGAUUAUCUGACCCGCUUCUCUGGCAUCACCAAGGAGAAGCUUGACCCAGUCACGACUACUCUUGCCGACAUCCAAGAGAAGCUGCUCACGAUCCUUACUCCUCGCACAAUCCUUGUGGGCCAUUCCCUCAACUCAGACAUGACCGCGCUCAAACUCACUCAUCCAUUUAUUGUCGAUACCACCCUUAUCUAUCCACAUCCGCGUGGACCCCCUCUCAAAUGCAGCCUCAAAUGGCUUACUCAGAAGUAUCUGAGCAAGGAGAUUCAAAAAGGCCAAUCUGGCCACGAUUCCAUCGAAGAUGCCCGCGCCGUGCUUGAACUGGUCAAAUUGAAAUGUGAGAAGGGUGAACACUGGGGUACCGGUGAAGCCUCGAAUGAGAGUAUCUUCCGCCGUCUCGCUCGCUCGACGCGGGCCGGCAAGGCCUCUACGCCUGGCGAUGGCCGGACCGGCGCCGUGGUCGACUGGGGCAGUCCAGAGCGCGGAUUCGGAUCGCAGGCGACCGUUGCGAUCGGGUGCACCAACGAUGACGGCGUUGUGAAAGGCGUCGCUGCAGCCAUCAGUGGCGACGCCAGCAUCCCGACAAUCCCUGGCGGUGGUGUAGAUUUUACCUGGGCAAGACUCCGCGAACUGGAGGUCCUUCGGGGCUGGUGCAAACGUAUUCCAGACCCAAAUAGUGCAAACGAGUCCACGGCAUUGGUUCCUCCGCCUGAAGAAGCCACCCCGACCACCACCACCACCACCACCACCACUACUACAGAGAACGAACAGACACUCGCCACCGCGGUCUCAAAGACUGUCUCGCACAUCACCCGGAUCUACGACUCUCUGCCCGCCUGCACCUUGUUCAUCGUGUAUUCAGGUACUGGCGACCCGCGAGAGGUCAGCCGUCUGCAAGACAUGCACAAGCAGUACCGCGCAGAGUUCCAGGCGCGCAAGCCGUGGGAUGAACUCAGCGUGAAAUGGACUGAUACCGAAGAGCAGGCGUUGAAGAAGGCCUGUGAGAGAGCGAGAGAAGGGUGUGGAUUCAUGUGUGUAAAAUAGCAACCUUCUGACGACUUCAUAGGUUGCGAGAAUCAAGCGCGGUAAGCUAGUGUAUGUAUGUAGUUACCGAGUUUCAAGAAGAUGACAAGAUAUAUCCA
This is a messenger RNA of Penicilliopsis zonata CBS 506.65, 2557 nucleotides long. RefSeq lists its product as hypothetical. Gene Ontology annotation, molecular function: nucleic acid binding; exonuclease activity. The coding region runs from base 87 to 2459 and encodes 790 amino acids. The record is from RefSeq and is a predicted model, not a curated record. NCBI's taxonomy places the organism in Eukaryota, Fungi, Ascomycota, Eurotiomycetes, Eurotiales, Aspergillaceae. The transcript has 2 exons. Gene Ontology annotation, cellular component: nucleus.